Messenger RNA from Miniopterus natalensis, 3390 nucleotides. The record is from RefSeq and is a predicted model, not a curated record. NCBI's taxonomy places the organism in Eukaryota, Metazoa, Chordata, Mammalia, Chiroptera, Miniopteridae.
AUGGUGGACUUGUGGAGCAGCUGGUGGUCUGGACUGAGGGGCCUAUAGGUGGCGCUGACUUCAUGUUCGUCAGGGGCUUUGGCCUGCCUGGCACCUAGGGAGCACUCGACAGGAGAUGCUCCUAAUGCCAGUCAGCUACCUGUGCCAGGUGGGCUGGGCCACUGCCAGGCAUGCAGGGUAAGAGCCAGGGCACCAUCCUUCAGGUGGUGGGAGCUGGCUUGCCCUCCCUGCUGAGCCGGUUACUCCAUCUGUCUUACAUCUUUUGGGCCCAUCAGUGGCUGUUCUAGGAGGACUCCCUCCCAUUUCCCUCUUCCCUGUCCUGGGCUGUGGGUGGGUAGGGGUUUGGGUGUGUUUGUGUGUGUGGCAUCCAGGCAACAGCACAGACUUCCCUCUGCCUGCCACUGCCCCACACCCUGCACCACGUGGCAAUUUGUUGGGCUAGAUGAUAGCUGCACGCUGGCUGUCAUGGGGCACGAAUUUGUCCAGCAAACAGAUUGAAGCGAGUGUGAUGGCAGGGGUUCCAGGAUGAGCACAGCUCUGGCUCCGCCCCUGGGGCCCCUGUCCAGAUGUGGGGACAGUGAACACAGGCGGGACCAUGGUUGCUCCAAGCACGACAUCAGGACUCUCCCUCACAGGCCCUGUGCACGGUCCACGCCAAAGGGCUUUCUCUGGGCCUGGGGGCCGACAGUUGGGCAGGACAGUUCACCUCAGGUGUGAAGGCACCCCUGGACCUUGGGUCUGGACCAGAAGCACCUGGAAGCGUCAUCAGGUCUGGUGCUUGCUGGGCUGGGUGGCGGGCUCAGUAGUGAAAGCCCCUACCCACAGGGCGCCAUGUUUUGGAAGUUUGACCUGCACACGAGCUCGCACCUGGACACGCUGCUGGAGCGGGAGGACCUGAGCCUGCCCGAGCUGCUGGACGAAGAGGACGUCCUGCAGGAGUGCAAGGUCGUUAACCGCAAGCUGCUGGACUUCCUGCUGCAGCCGCCACACCUGCAGGCCAUGGUGGCGUGGGUCACCCAGGAGCCUCCAGCCAGUGUUGAUGAGCGUCUGCGCUACAAGUACCCCAGUGUGGCCUGUGAGAUCCUAACCUCAGACGUGCCCCAAAUCAAUGACGCGCUGGGCGCGGACGAGUCCCUGCUGAACCGGCUCUACGGCUUCCUGCAGAGCAGCGGCUGCCUCAACCCGCUGCUGGCCAGCUUCUUCAGCAAGGUCAUGGGCAUCCUCAUCAACCGCAAGACCGACCAGCCCCGCCUUGUUUCUCACCCCAAGUGGCUCAACGAGGAGAAGAUCGUCCAGAGGCUCAUCGAGCAGAUCCACCCAUCAAAGGACGACAAUCAACAUUCCAACGCGUCCCAGUCCCUGUGUGACAUCAUCCGCCUCAGCCGGGAGCAGGUGAUCCAAGUCCAGGACAGCCCGGAGCCUGACCAGCUGUUGGCCACCCUGGAGAAGCAGGAGACGAUCGAACAACUCCUGAGCAACAUGCUGGAGGGGGAGCUGAACCCGUCCGUGCUCGUCAGUGGGAUCCAGGUGCUGCUGACCCUGCUGGAGCCCAGGAGGCCACGGUCUGAGUCUGUGAUUGUGAACAACUUCUUCAGCAGUGUGGACGGGCAGCUGGAACUCCUGGCCCAGGCGACCCUGGACAGCUCUGUGUCCAGCAUGGGUGCCCUGCACGCCCUACGCCCCCGGCUCAGCCACUUCCACCAGCUGCUGUUCGAGCCCCUGGAGCUGGAGCCGCUGUGCACGACAUGGGGCACCCUGGACCCACCCCUGGGCAACACACGGCUGCAUGUGGUCAAGCUGCUGGCCAGCGCCCUGAGCGCCAACGAUGUGGCCCUCACCCAGGAGCUCCUGGCACUGGACGUGCCCAACACCAUGCUGGACCUCUUCUUUCACUACGUGUUUAACAACUUCCUGCACACACAAGUGGAGGUGUGUGUGAGCACCAUGCUGAGCGCUGGGCCCCCUUCCCCUUCUGACAGCAUCCUCGAGGCACCUGCCCCAAACCCUGUCGUGAAGCACCUGCUGCAGCAGUGCCGCCUGGUAGAGCGCAUCCUGACGUCCUGGGAGGAGAAUGACCGUGUGCAGUCCACAGGGGGCCCACGGAAAGGCUACAUGGGCCACCUGACGAGAGUGGCCAACGCCCUGGUGCAGAACUUGGAGAAGGGGCCCAAUGCCGAGCAGCUGGGGCAGCUGCUGAAGGAGCUUCCCGCCGAGCAGCAGGAGCAGUGGGAGGCCUUCGUGUCGGGACCCCUGGCCGAGACCAACAAGAAGAACAUGGUAGACCUGGUGAACACCCACCACCUGCACUCCUCCAGCGACGACGAGGACGACCGGCUCAAGGAGUUCAACUUCCCCGAGGAGGCCGUGCUGCAGCAGGCCUUCAUGGAUUUCCAGAUGCAGCGCAUGACCUCGGCCUUCAUCGACCACUUCGGCUUCAAUGACGAGGAGUUUGGGGAGCAGGAAGAAAGUGUGAACGCGCCUUUUGACAAGACAGCCAACAUCACCUUUUCCCUCAAUGCUGAUGAUGAGAAUCCCAACGCCAACCUGCUGGAGAUUUGCUACAAGGACCGGAUCCAGCAGUUUGAUGACGACGAGGAGGAGGGCCAGGGCUCUGGGGAGUCUGAUGGGGAGGACGGCGCCUGGCACAGCAGCCAGCUGGCCAGGGGGGCCCGCCUGGGCCAGCCCCCGGGUGUGCGGAGCGGAGGCAGCACCGACAGCGAGGACGAGGAGGACGAGGAGGACGACGGGGACGACGGAGACCAGGACGAGGGGGAGGAUGGGGAGGACGGCCCGGCGGAUGGCCAGGACGGCCAGGCGGCCCGCGGUGGGGCCGGGCCCUCCCCUUUCCCCAGCCCCGGCCCCCAGCCUCCCGGCCCCGGCUGGACAGCCGCCUUCGACCCAGUGCCUGCAGACACCCCCACCAGCCCCCGGGGCUCGGGAGGGGAGGAGCCGUGCGCUGGGCUCCCCACCCCUCCAGGGCCCCUCGGCGUGCCCCAGGGCCUCCCUGCCCCAAGGCCUGCCAGCCCUGCCCUUGGCACCCCGCAGCUCAGGUCCCAGGACCCCACACCCUCCUCAGCACCUCAGGAAGCCUCAGACAGCGGCAAAGUAGCGGAGCCCUCAGCCCCCUGCCAGGCCUUGGUCAGCUUCAGGGACUUCCAGGCCACCCUCAGAGAGACAAGCUCCGUCCCCAGCUCCUUGGACAGGGCAACCGGAGACCCUGCUACCUCUGUCCCAGCCCCUGGAUUCCCCCCACCUCCCCAGACCGUGGAGAGGGAGAAGAGCCCAGAGCCCUUAGGGCUCCCCCAGAGCCAGAGUGCCCAGACCCUCCAGCUGCCUCCAAUGCCCAACGGCUCUGCCCAGGGAGGGCCAGUUUCCCCAGGCUCCCAGUGA